Molecule: messenger RNA, 1392 nt
Organism: Zerene cesonia (dogface butterfly)
Lineage: Eukaryota; Metazoa; Arthropoda; Insecta; Lepidoptera; Pieridae
Product: pseudouridine-5'-phosphate glycosidase
Exons: 8
Coding region: 125-1294 (389 amino acids)
Molecular function (GO): pseudouridylate synthase activity
Source: RefSeq, a predicted model, not a curated record
AGUAGUCUUACUUACGUCAGUUUGACAGUUUAUUUGUGGUCUUCGUUCGCCUAACAUAACCUAAAAACCUGCCAUACAGGACAUAUUUACAUAAAACCUAUUUCAAUAGCAACGACCUUUAGAAAUGGCGUGUCUACUGAGAGUUCCGCUCAGUACUCACUUGGCUGGUUUUACACGCUUGACGAGGCGCUUCUAUGCGCAUUCACCCCUCGUGUUUUCCGACGAAAUACAAACUGCUAAAAUAGAUAACAAGCCAAUUGUCGCUCUGGAAUCCACUAUUAUUACACAUGGAAUGCCAUACCCGAAGAAUCUAGAGACGGCCUACGAAGUUGAAAAUAUUAUUCGAAAACAAGGUGCCAUUCCAGCUACAAUAGCUAUUCUCAAAGGGCAGAUGACGAUCGGAUUAACUACAUCCCAACUCGAAUACUUAGCUCAAGCGAAGGGUGUCAUAAAAGCUUCCAGGAGAGAUCUAGCGACAGUGAUGGCGGAUGGCCUAGAUGGCGCCACAACUGUUGCAGGGACAAUCAUUGCUUCUGAACUGGCGAAUAUCCCAGUUUUCGUGACCGGGGGAAUAGGCGGAGUUCAUCGUGAUGGAGAAAAUACUAUGGACAUAUCAGCGGACCUUACUGAACUUGGACGCAGUAAAACAUUAGUAGUAUGCAGCGGAGUUAAAUCCAUUCUUGAUAUUGGGAAAACUCUAGAAUACUUGGAAACCCAAGGCGUUACAGUGUGUUCGUUUGGUGAAUCCAAACAAUUUCCAGCAUUUUACAACCGGCGAUCUGGACAUGAAGCCCCGUAUAAUGUAGUCAAUGCAGAGCACGCAGCUCGAGUCCUUCACGCUGCACGGACAUUACAUCUCUCGUCUGGUACGGUUGUUGCUGUGCCCGUGCCUGAAGAAUUUGCAAUGGAUGAAAAAAUAAUACAAGGUGCUAUAUCUAACGCCUUAGUCGAAGCUGAAAGAAGAUGUAUCCAUGGAAAAGAAAUUACACCGUUUUUGCUAGAUGCAGUUUCCAAAGCUACAGGCGGGGCCUCAUUAAAUACGAACAUCGCCCUAAUAAAGAACAAUGCUAAAGUAGGCGCUGAAAUUGCAAUACAAUAUGAAAAGCUGAGAAAGAGUAGUCCUGGAGCGGGCCAGAAGAGGAAAUGUAAUGGGUCAACAAUUACAAGGCAGCUCCAUACAUCGUGUAUACGUAAUACAGAAUCUGAAGAUGGCGACGUUUUGGUGAUUGGCGGUGCUAAUGUGGAUAGAACAUAUCGAAUCACAGAAGAUAAAGUACAAGUUACACCUCUUUGACACAGCCAUCUAUAGUUCCAUCGACUGUACAAUCAAUCUGAAGACAUCAGCUCAUUAUACAGAAUAAAUUAUGUAAACUCUUCUAACAACUGUAUGAU